Molecule: messenger RNA, 3977 nt
Organism: Nematolebias whitei (Rio pearlfish)
Lineage: Eukaryota; Metazoa; Chordata; Actinopteri; Cyprinodontiformes; Rivulidae
Gene: kpna4
Product: karyopherin alpha 4 (importin alpha 3)
Exons: 17
Coding region: 129-1691 (520 amino acids)
Biological process (GO): NLS-bearing protein import into nucleus
Cellular component (GO): cytoplasm; nucleus; nucleoplasm
Molecular function (GO): protein binding; nuclear import signal receptor activity
Source: RefSeq, a predicted model, not a curated record
CCCAGUAUGCACCGCGGACAGAGCAGCAGAAAAUAGUCCGCCGCCGUGAAAAGGGAACCAGAAAAAGGGGGGUAGCGCACCAGCUAAAUUCGCCAGCUAAACUGUUUGAACGCCACCCAACCGCUAACAUGGCCGACAACGAGAAACUGGACAACCAGCGGCUGAAGAAUUUCAAGAACAAGGGUCGAGAUUUGGAGACUAUGAGAAGGCAGAGGACCGAAGUCGUAGUGGAGCUCAGAAAGAACAAAAGAGACGAGCACCUCCUGAAGAGGAGGAACGUGCCUCAUGAAGACAUCUGCGAGGACUCUGAUGUAGAUGGAGAUUUCAGAUCACAAAACACCUCUCUUGAAGCAAUAGUACAAAAUGCCACCAGUGAUAACCAGGGCAUCCAGCUGAGUGCUGUUCAGGCUGCCAGGAAGUUGUUAUCCAGUGACCGUAAUCCUCCCAUAGAUGACCUGAUUAAGUCUGGGAUCCUUCCCAUCCUGGUCCACUGCCUGGACAGAGAUGACAACCCGUCUCUCCAGUUUGAGGCAGCCUGGGCUCUAACCAACAUCGCGUCCGGUACCUCAGAGCAAACCCAAGCUGUGGUCCAGUCCAAUGCUGUGCCGCUGUUCUUGAGGCUGCUUCACUCUCCUCACCAGAAUGUGUGUGAACAGGCUGUGUGGGCUCUGGGCAACAUCAUCGGUGACGGUCCGCAGUGCAGAGACUAUGUGAUCAGCCUGGGAGUGGUCAAACCCCUGCUGUCAUUCAUCAGUCCCUCCAUCCCCAUCACCUUCCUCCGCAAUGUCACCUGGGUCAUGGUCAAUCUGUGCCGUCACAAGGACCCACCACCACCGAUGGAGACGAUCCAGGAAAUCCUGCCAGCUCUCUGCGUGCUGAUCCACCACACUGAUGUCAGUAUCUUGGUGGACACUGUGUGGGCUCUGUCCUACCUGACGGACGCUGGAAAUGAGCAGAUCCAGAUGGUCAUCGACUCUGGCAUUGUCCCUCAUCUGGUCCCUCUGCUCAGCCACCAGGAAGUCAAAGUUCAGACUGCCGCUCUGAGAGCUGUUGGAAACAUUGUGACGGGCACAGAUGAACAGACGCAGGUGGUGCUCAACUGUGAUGCCCUCAGCCACUUCCCAGCACUCCUCACUCACCCAAAGGAGAAAAUCAACAAGGAGGCGGUGUGGUUCCUGUCCAACAUCACAGCAGGAAACCAGCAACAAGUGCAGGCUGUCAUCGAUGCCAAACUGGUCCCCAUGAUCAUCCACCUGCUUGACAAGGGUGACUUCGGCACCCAGAAAGAAGCAGCCUGGGCCAUCAGUAACCUGACGAUAAGUGGAAGGAAGGAUCAGGUGGCACACCUCAUUGAGAAGCAGGUGAUCCCUCCUUUCUGCAACCUGCUCACAGUGAAGGAUUCUCAGGUCGUGCAGGUUGUUCUCGAUGGCCUCAGCAAUAUCCUCAAGAUGGCCGACGAUGAGGCAGAAACCAUCGCUAACCUCAUAGAGGAAUGUGGAGGUUUGGAAAAGAUUGAGCAGCUGCAGAAUCACGAAAACGAAGAUAUCUACAAACUGGCGUACGAAAUUAUAGAUCAGUACUUCUCAUCUGAUGAUAUCGAUGAGGACACCAGCCUGGUCCCGGAGGCCAUCCAGGGGGGAACCUACAGCUUUAACUCAGCCAACGUGCCAGCCGAGGGAUUCCAGUUCUAGACGUCACCUGGGGGUUUUCUGGAGUUUUGUUCACGAUGCAGCACUCUGUUCAACAUAAAAACAAAUUAGGAGAGAAAGAGCGAGAGAGAGCGAGUGUGAGAAAUUCGAUCCAUUGUGCUUGGCUCGUGGGAUCCAUGGCUGCAUCUUAUCUGAGAGAAAAUAUGUGGAUUUCAUUUGGCAUUCCAGGGGAACCAGCCCAAAUGAAGUUUGAGAUGGCGAGUGGGUGCGAGUGAGAAUGAGUGGCUACAUGUUGCAACACACACACACAAAAAAAAUCCCCCACAAAACAUCCACAUCGAAUGAGUAGAGAGACGUGCCGACGUAACUUCUGUUAUCGGAGCUGUCGUCUUUGGGGGAAAAACUACUUCAAACAAAAACUUGAUCUCUGCCCAGGGGAAUACCGAGGACUUUCACAAACGACGAAUCAGGAGAUCUUGAAAUAUUACGAGAAAACGCAGAAACCAAUACAAUUAUGAACUGAGAUGAACCACAAACCAUCACAAUUCUGCGGUCCUCCAGACGUGAGAGGGCGCCACACCCUCCAUGCGCCCCUCCCUCAAUCGGCCACGUUAUCGGACGCGUGUGAAUGGACCCAUUGUGUAUGAAUGUCUGGACUCAGUGCCGAGGAGCCAGGUUCAUCUCCUCCCAACGGGACGCCCCGACUGGGCACCGUCCUCCACCAACCCCCCCCUCCUAUCCUCCGGUGGGCGGGGCCAGGAGUCCGGCUGAACGUGUCGCGUGUGCGAGAAAAUGGACGGAUGAGUUGUGUGUGCUUGGCUGCGUGCGUGACUGGGGAGUGUGCGGUUCUGGGUGAAAACGCAUGCGGAGUUGGGGAGGUCAAAACAAAAAGAUACAAAUCGACAUCUGAAAAUUGAGAAACGCAACAAUACGUUAAGCAAAGGUUGCAGGGAAGAAAUUCUGCCUUUUGAAGGAGGCUGAUCUUCAAAUCUCUGAAAGGAUGAACUUUGGAUAUAUUAAAAAAAAAAAAAUGUCAUCACAAGGAUUAUAUAUUUUUUGUUUUGAAUUAUUAAGUUGGUAUUAAUUGACACUGGACAAUGUUUUAUGGCAGGUGUGAAGCGACGCUGCAUUGAAUUAAGAUGCUCUCGGGCUUUUCUUUUUGCCUCCAGUGUGUUCCUUGUUUUUUUUUUUUUUUUUUUUUUUUUUUUUUUUUUUUUAACAAUUAUAUAUUUUUUUUCUAUUUUUCCGCUUUUACUUUGAUUGCUUCUGUAAAGGUGAACGAUGAUCGUAAUCCAUCCUUCCACCAGAACCCUAACCUGAACACCACACCGUGGGCUCGAUGCUGUAAAAUUCUGACACCAUGAUCAACCGAAUGACCCCGUUCCUCUUGUAACGCCUCGUUUUUCAGCCAAAUCACUGCGUUGCAGUAUCGUUGCAGUAUCGUUGCAGUAUCGUUGCAGUAUCGUUGCAGCGGCGCUGAUUAUCACCACAGAAGAGAACCAUCUCAUAGGAUUGUGAAUCAUAACCUUUGCAUGUACUAAAUGAUAGCACAGUUACUUUUGGGGUAUUUUAAGUUUCCUUAGGCUGUGAACACAGUGUAAUUUUCAUUUUAAGUAAAACUGUGCUUAAAUGUUACAUGUUUUCCCCUCCCUUAAUCCUCACUAUUGUCCUAUUUGCUAAAAUCUUAUUGUUUUGCACAUGUACUGCAAAGUAAGGCCUGAAGUCUUUUUCUAAAGGUGCGCCAACAACCUCUACAUUAUGCAUCAGUCGACCACGGUCUUUGUUGUCCUAGAGUGACCCGACGAUACGUUUUAUUGGCGAUAACUGAGGAAAAUAUAAUUAUUUCAGGAGCAGCAUUCGUUAAUCUAAUGUAUUGGCUUGAAUAAAAGGGUGGGGGGGGUUUGACCUCCCUUUUCUCACAGUCAAAGGUGCCCCUAUGCGUCAGACUGGAGCUGUUCCAAGUGGGUUUUCCUGAAUAAUAAAUAAAUAAACCCACAGACAAGUUUGCUGUAACUGUAGUACCUUGCAGAGUUCUCACCCCGUCCCCUUGUUUUGCUCCUCUACCAGCUAAGUGUACAAGCUUAUCCUCUGGGGGGGUUGUGUAAACUUCAAACACUGUAGUAAUGAUUACACAUUGUGCUCAUAAACCUUUUGUUGAACAUAGGGAUUAUUUUCUUUUUGUUUGUUGCAGCAUUCCUUGUUAGCAAAGUGGUUUCAAAUAUUAAAAUUAUUACAUAGAAGGAUGGAAAAAAAAGCCUAAAACCCUUUUUUUUUUUUUUGGGAGGUAGGCUGCAAGGCUAGGUUGUCUUCAAGAAAAUAAAUAGUGAA